This is a messenger RNA of Cynara cardunculus var. scolymus (artichoke), 1437 nucleotides long. Its product is annotated as anthocyanidin 3-O-glucosyltransferase 5-like. The coding region runs from base 1 to 1437 and encodes 478 amino acids. Gene Ontology annotation, molecular function: UDP-glycosyltransferase activity. NCBI's taxonomy places the organism in Eukaryota, Viridiplantae, Streptophyta, Magnoliopsida, Asterales, Asteraceae. The record is from RefSeq and is a predicted model, not a curated record. The transcript has a single exon.
AUGACAAACAACGCUCCACCCAAAACCCACGUCGCCUUCCUUCCAAGCCCCGGAAAUGGUCACAUCACUCCUCUUUUCGAGCUUGCUCUCCGACUUGUAUCUCAACACAACUUGCAGGUCACUUUUCUGGUCAUCACCACCGGCGCCACCCUYGCCCAACACAACUACUUCAAUGCCUUCAAACCACAUCCCCACCUCCAUCUCCUCCACCUUCCGCCUGCUGGUAUGUCCGCUUUCCUUUUGGAUGACAUGACCGCCGUCGCCCGCCUCUCCGUUGUAGUCCGAGAGUCCAUCCGCCCGCUUCGCUCCAUCUUAUCCGGAAUGAACCUCAAAGCUUUCAUCGUCGACAUCUUCUGCACCGACGCAAUUGAGCCAUGUAAAGAGCUAUCCGUUCCGGUUUAUUCGUUUUUCACGGCGUCWGCCGCCCUUAUGGCGCUCUCAUUGUAUCUUCCGACGAUGGAUAUGGAGGUGGAGGGUGAAUUUGUGGAUCUACCUGAACCUGUCAAGGUUCCUGGUUGUGAUCCGAUCCGUACCCAAGAUUUAYUGGACCAAAUCCGUAACAGAAAGAUCGACGAGUAUAAAUGGUACUUGUUUCAUGUCAGCAGGUUAUCCAUGGCUGCCGGAAUAUUCGUCAACAUAUGGGACGACAUAGAACCGGUCACCCUGAAAGCACUGAAACACGAAAAGUUCUUCCUUAACCUUCCUACUCCGCCGGUCUACGCCAUCGGACCACUCACCAAACAGAUUGAACCGGCUUYGGAUGGUCAGGAUAAAGAAAUAAUGGCAUGGCUUGACGAACAACCUAAAGACUCGGUUCUCUUUGUUGCACUGGGUGGUGGUGGGACGGUACCAAGUGAGCAACUCACUGAGUUGGCUUGGGGUUUAGAACUGAGUCAGCAACGGUUCAUUCUGGUGGUGCGAAAGCCGAGUGACACCUCUGAUGCUGCGUUUUUCAACGCCGGGAGUGACUCAGAUGACCCGAGGGGGUACUUGCCGGACGGGUUUCUGGAAAGGACAAAGGGAGUGGGGCUGACGGUGUGUUCAUGGGCACCGCAGGUGGCGGUACUGAACCACCCAUCCACCGGAGCAUUUGUGUCUCAUUGUGGGUGGAACUCGACGCUGGAGAGCAUUAAACAUGGUGUGCCGAUGAUUGGAUGGCCGUUGUAUGCAGAGCAGAGGAUGAAUGCGAGUAUGUUAAGCAAUGAGGUAGGRGUGGCGGUGAAGAUGGCGGUGGUGGGGGAAGGCGGAGAGACGGUGAUGGUGGGGAGAGAUGAGAUAGCGAAGGUGGUAAGGAUGGUUAUGAAGGGUGAGGAAGGUAAGAAGAUUAGGAAGAGGGCUAGAGAACUGGAAGAGAGUGGAAAGGAGACACUGAGUUGUGGUGGGUCGUCUUACGAGACACUCGCCCGAGUUGUUGAGUCAUGGAAAUCGGAGAGUUGA